Neoarthrinium moseri is the source of this 1614-nucleotide messenger RNA. RefSeq lists its product as uncharacterized. Lineage: Eukaryota; Fungi; Ascomycota; Sordariomycetes; Amphisphaeriales; Apiosporaceae. Gene Ontology annotation, molecular function: transmembrane transporter activity. The coding region runs from base 1 to 1614 and encodes 537 amino acids. The transcript has a single exon. Gene Ontology annotation, biological process: transmembrane transport. The record is from RefSeq and is a predicted model, not a curated record.
AUGCUUUUCCUACUGUCCAGCUCACAGUCCUUGGUUCGUGCAACUGAAGUCGACCCUGACCGCCAUCUUACUGACAAGACUGCAGCAAUAUGUCGCUUUUCAGAGCCAAUCGCUUUCAACUCGAUUCUUGCAUACACUUAUGUAAUGGUGCAAGAUCUUCAUGAUGGCGAUGAUACAGAUGCCUCAUUCUAUGCCGGCCUGCUGGUCUCGGCCUAUGCAGUCGCCGAGGCUAUAACCGCCAUGGGUUGGGGUAUACUUUCAGACCACUAUGGACGGAAGCCUGUAGUCUUGUUUGGUCUUGUUGGCGUCGCCAUCUCCAGCUUAAUCUUUGGCCUUGCACAGUCCUACUGGGUGGCGCUCUUGGCGAGGUUCAUCGGCGGUGCCCUGAACGGCAACGUCUCCGUGAUGCAGACGAUGGUUGCUGAAAUGGUCAAAGUCCCCGAACACGAGCCAAAAGCUUAUGCUACGCAGCCCUUCGUAUGGACCCUUGGCGGUAUCGUCGGGUCGGCAAUGGGAGGCUUCCUCGCUCAACCUGCACGGUUCUAUCCCUCGGUGUUCCCAGCCGAUGGACUGUUUGGCAAGUAUCCUUACCUAUUGCCUAACCUGGUCUCCGUGGCAGUCAUUGUGCUUGCCAUUCUCCAGGGAAUCUUGUUCCUCGAGGAAACCAAUCCACGGCAUAUGCGCGUUGAUGAUGAUCAUGCCGUCGAGGACGAUGAGGCCACAGACGAAACAACGCCGCUUCGUGGCCCGCGCAGGAGAGAUGUCAGGCAAAGCGCCGCUAGCGAGAGGCCACCGUUCAUUGAAGAGAGCCUUCCUUUACCUCUCGAAGCGAACUUCGACUUGAGGAGAUCUUCGUUUGGCACGGUGCAUUCGAUCAAGCUGCCUGCAGACGUCCGCCCGGGUCCCCCUACUCGGACGCCGACUAACCAGAGUUUCAAAGGCCGGACAUUCAACUUCACCAUCAUCAUGAUAACAAUCGCGCUAGUGAUCUUCUCAUAUCAUCAGAUGGCAUUUUGCACACUUUUGCCCACACACCUUCUUGACCGGCCGAUGGCGCCGAGGGGCCAACUCGACCUGUGGGGUGGCUUGGGUUUCACGGUCCACGACGUUGGAAUUUACUUGGCUGUGAACGGUAUCAUUGGUCUAUUCAUCCAGGGUGUUAUAUUUCCAAUAUUCAUCGAUCAUGUCGGGGUUUGGAAGUCGUUUCUCCUAAUGAUCCUCCUUUACCCCACGGCUUACUUGCUCAACCCCUUCCUAUCCGCGUUUCCCGACGGCCUCGUGUCUCCCGGCAUCUACCUAUCCAUGAUUCUGCAGAGCUUUUAUGGAAUUAUUGUUGGGCCGUGUGCCCUGAUACUGCUCAAAAAUGCCACGCCGUCCCCGCUGGUCCUAGGCAAGGUAAACGGUCUGGCCAUGGCUGCUUGUUGUCUGGCCAGGACCCUCAGCCCUCCGAUUGUUGGCAUUAUCUAUAGUGCGGGCGGCUCGGCUGCAGCUUGGUUCAGCUGCGCUGGGAUCGCUGUCGUCGGGAUCGUGCAGUCCUUCUGGGUACCUCGGAAGCAUGCGGUUGAGCAUGUCGAAGUGGAGAGCUCAGGUCUGUUUUCCGAACCUCAUGGGUAG